This is a messenger RNA of Eptesicus fuscus (big brown bat), 730 nucleotides long. RefSeq names its product ADP ribosylation factor like GTPase 14 (gene ARL14). Lineage: Eukaryota; Metazoa; Chordata; Mammalia; Chiroptera; Vespertilionidae. Gene Ontology annotation, biological process: intracellular protein transport; vesicle-mediated transport. The transcript has a single exon. The record is from RefSeq and is a predicted model, not a curated record. Gene Ontology annotation, molecular function: GTP binding; GTPase activity. Gene Ontology annotation, cellular component: cytoplasm. Bases 132 to 710 code for a protein of 192 amino acids.
UACACACAAGUUCCUCUUCUCUGCAUAUAACGUGAAGUAUCUGCUCUCUUCCUUCCUCCUACCAUUUUCAUGCAAGACCCGGGCAAGAAACGCGGUCUCUGGCCGAAAGGAGAAUUCAUGAAAAGCUUGAGAUGGGCCUGUCGAGUUCCAAAAAUCCUCAAGUCAAGCAAGCCCAAAUUCUUCUUCUGGGGCUGGACUCUGCUGGGAAGUCCACCGUCCUGUACAAAUUAAAGCUUGCUCAGGAUAUCGUGACCAUGCCCACGGUAGGGUUCAACGUGGAGAUGCUGGAGCUGGGGAAGGGUCUUUCCUUCACGGUGUGGGAUGUCGGAGGCCAGGAGAAAAUGCGGGCCGUGUGGGACUGCUACUGUGAGCGUGCCGAUGGGCUGGUGUACGUUGUGGACAGCACGGACCGACAGCGACUGGAAGACUCCAGGAGGGAGUUUGAGCGCCUUCUGCAGAACGAACACAUCAAAAAUGUGCCGGUGGUCCUGUUAGCCAAUAAACAGGAUAAGCCGGGGGCUCUGACCGCGGAGGACGUCACCCGGCUGUUCAAGGUGAAGAAGCUCUGCUGGGACCGGAACUGGUACGUGCAGCCCUGCUGCGCCACCACCGGGGAUGGGCUGGCCGAGGGCUUCAGGAAGCUGACCGAGUUCGUGAAGAGCCACAUGAAAUCACGAGCAGACACGUUCGCCUUCUUCAAGCAGCACUGAGGUCCAAGCAGGGGAAGACG